AUGCCUGGACCGCAGCUUGAUUCCCAGAAAUCAUACAGCCCCAAGGAAAUCUUCGACCUGUUUUUCACAAACAAUGCCAUAACAACGCUGUGUAUCAACACAAAUAAAUAUGCUGCCCGGAAGAUUGCGGAGGGUGCAAAGAUGCGGUGGAAAGAGGUGAAGCCAUCUGAGAUGUGCAACUAUUUGAGCAUUGUGCUGUAUCUCGGCCUGGUCAAGGUGACCGCUGCAAGGGACUUGUGGAAGAAAGAAAACUUUUUCAAGUUUCCCUAUCCUCGCAGUGUCAUGAAAGGCUACAGGUAUGAGGCCAUCACAGCAAAUUUACACAUGAGUGACCCAGCUGCUGAUGUGGUAAAUGACCAGCUCCGUGGUCAGCCUGGGUAUGAUGGCCUUUUCCGCCUGAAGCCUCUUCAUGAUGACAUCCUCACGGCCUGCAGGACACACUACCACCCACACAAGAACCUGUCAGUGGAUGAGCGCAUGGUAGCCACAAAGGCAAGGAACGGGAUGAAACAGUACAUGAAGGACAAGCCCACCAAGUGGGGCUACAAGCUGUUUGUCCUGGCCGACAGCCAGAGUGGGUACAUGUGUGACUUCACCAUUUACGAGGAAAAGGCGCCGUCUCCGAGUGGCAAUGGACUAACUUUUGACGCAGUUGUCAACCUGCUCAAGGUGCCCUAUCUUGGCACGGGGUUCCAUGUUUAUGUAGACAACUUCUACACCAGCACCAAGCUUUUCAGCCAUCUACACCAAGUGCGCUUUGGGGCCUGUGGGACCAUCCGGGAGAACCGUGUGGGGUUUCCACGGACAACAGACAAUGCGCUGGGCAAGAAGGCUGCCAGAGGGGACAUGCGCUGGAUACGCGAGGGCUCCUUGCUUUAUGUAAAGUGGAAGGACACACGUGACGUUACCAUGUGUUCCACGAUACACAAAGCUAACAGUGGGCAGAGUGUGCAGCGCCGUGUCCGCAACCCCGAUGAUAAUGCGGUGGUGAACAGUUUCCUCAUCCACAAGGAGAUGGCAGAGAUGAAGAACCAGAAACCCCUCAGCCAGAAGAAAUUCAGGAUUGCACUGUGUGAGCAGCUGGGUAAAGUUGGGAAGGAGCUGGCAUCCAACGAGGCAUCCAACGAGGCAUCCACGGACCACGUCCCAUUGGAAGCCUGCGGACUCUCCAAUGAUCCCCACCUGAAAGCCACCAAGGGGAGGAGGAAGUGCCGAAUCUGCAAGUCAUCCACUAUAUGGCUGUGUGAGGCUUGUGACGUGCCCCUGUGCAUUAUCCCAGGGCGGUGUUGCUUCAGAUUUUGGCACAAGCGUGUCUGA
Clupea harengus (Atlantic herring) is the source of this 1317-nucleotide messenger RNA. RefSeq names its product piggyBac transposable element-derived protein 4-like. The record is from RefSeq and is a predicted model, not a curated record. Bases 1 to 1317 code for a protein of 438 amino acids. The transcript is spliced from 2 exons. NCBI's taxonomy places the organism in Eukaryota, Metazoa, Chordata, Actinopteri, Clupeiformes, Clupeidae.